AUGUUGUCAGAGGAAUUCUACUCCUGCAUCUGCGGUCCGCCUAUAGCGGCAAACACCGCCGUCUCCAAGGAUGUUGGCAUCUACGCCCACUCGCUCAGCCCCAGCUAUUCUGUCAAGUCAACUCUGAAGAAAAGCAACACCCCGGCCAACUGCUUGGCUGUCAGUGACGCUCGCAUCUUUGCCGCCCAGCAUGAAAAGUCCCAGGUCCAUGUCUACUCACGGGCCCGGGGCAUCCAGGAGGCCGUCAUCACCUUCCCGGAGAAAAUCCGUAGCUUGGCGUUGAUCGACGAUGUCUUGGCGUUGGGGACUGCUGAAGGCAGACUGAUCUUAUGGGAAGCUGUGUCGUGCCUCGCAGUCACGCCUCACCAUCUGCUCACUGGCUCCGAAGAUUCCAACAUCCACGUCUGGACGUUGUCCCGUCUUCUCGAGCUAAACGCGUCUGUCGAAAACGAGCCGGACCGCACGCUGUCUAAUCACCGCGCUGCAAUUACGUCGCUCGCCAUCAGCCGCAGUGUCAACCCGGAAACCAGCAUCUGCGUCUCAGCCAGCAAGGACAAGACGUGCAUCAUCUGGAACUAUCAAACGGGCGAUGUUCUUCGCACCCUGCUCUUCCCCACGGCUCCGCUCUGCGUUUCCAUGGAUCCCUGUGCUCGUGCCGUCUUCGUUUCAUCCGAGGACAGAUCGCUGUACCUCGUCGAGCUGCUCGGAGACAAGCCGCUCAUUGGUCCGCGCAGCCUUGAAUCGUCCUCCACUGUCGUUCAGGUGAAUUCGCCGAUUGGAGUCGCAGAUGAAGAUGCUGGCCCGGCUUCGUGCUUGGCACCAAACCAUGACGGCACGACGGUCCUGUCGGGUCACACCAGAGGCAAGAUAUUGCAAUGGCAGUUGACCGAAAACGGGCACCCGACAGAGCUGGCAGACCUCAAUGCCUCUGUGACAAACCUCGCGUUCCCCCCGCUGCUGCAAGCUGCGCAGUCCACAAAACCUGCUGCAGUUAUCAAGCCGAGCCAGGCCGAGCGUCAAUACACAUUCGCGUCUCAACUGAACACUGAGAUGCAGCAAGAGACGAGGUUCCAAAAGAUGCUCAAUGGCCACGGGUUGCCCAAUGAUGUUCUCGAAGCCGCCAUUUUGUCGUUUCAAGAGCCUCCUGCGCAAGCUUCCGAUGAGGCUGGCGAUGCGGAAGUUCAGAGAGAAACGGACGAGUUAUGGGAGAUUAUCAACGAGCAACGAGCGCUGCAGAGGCUGACAAUGCAGCCGUACGUCGAGGCCAACUCGUCCCGUUCCUGA
Molecule: messenger RNA, 1284 nt
Organism: Colletotrichum chrysophilum
Lineage: Eukaryota; Fungi; Ascomycota; Sordariomycetes; Glomerellales; Glomerellaceae
Exons: 2
Coding region: 1-1284 (427 amino acids)
Biological process (GO): DNA-templated DNA replication; rRNA processing
Cellular component (GO): nuclear pre-replicative complex
Molecular function (GO): protein binding
Source: RefSeq, a predicted model, not a curated record